AGCAACCGACAACAUUCGGUGUCCCAUUUUCAAGCUGAUUACCGGUGUAUCGAGAUACUGCUACAGGUAUGCAGAGUGUUAGCAUUCCUUUGGUCGCCUUGCUGCUGGCCGGACUUGCAGUUGCAUUGGGUGAACAGAGCCCAAAGUGUUCGGUGUCCGUAACGACCGCUAGCGGUUCUAAGGCCCGUGCUGGACCAUACUGCACGGGGGAACUUAUCUUUGAGGAUAACUUCAACACGCUAGACUUUGAAACAUGGGAGCACGAAAAUACUCUCAGCGGUGGAGGUAACUGGGAGUUCCAAUGGUAUUUGAAUCAUCGGUCGAACUCGUAUUGUGAAAAUGGUAUCUUCUACAUUCGACCGACCCUCCUUGCCGAUGACACCGGUGAGGCGUUCUUGAGCAGCGGUACCUUGAACAUCCAUGGCGGACAGCCGGCUGAUCAGUGCACUAGCCCGUUGUUCUGGGGAUGUGAGCGUACCGGCACUCCGACGAAUCUGAUCAACCCGAUCAAGAGCGCACGUGUUCGCACGGUGGAAUCUUUCAACUUCAAGUACGGAACGAUGGAGGUUCGUGCCCGAAUGCCCACUGGAGAUUGGCUGUGGCCCGCUGUUUGGUUGUUACCGAAGCGACAGGUGUAUGGAACGUGGCCCGCAUCGGGAGAGAUCGAUCUGUUGGAGUCGCGCGGUAACGUAGACUAUCGUGGAUGGGAUGGAGUUCAUAUCGGUACUGAGCAGUUCGGAUCUACACUUCACUUCGGACCGAAUCCCAGUCUGAAUGGAUGGGAAACGACGGUUGCAUACAAAAAUUCUCCAGCAGGACAGGGCUGGAAUACGGGAUUCCACAACUAUCAGCUCACCUGGACACCCGAUUACAUCCGUUUUUCGGUUGACAACCAGGUCGUCAGACAGAUUGAUGCCGGUACUGGAUUCUGGAACCGAGGAAACUUUGGUAACAUUGCACCUGGAACUGAGAAUCCUUGGAUGCAUGCAACGCGUAUGGCUCCGUUCGAUCAAGAGUUCUACAUAAUCCUGAACUUGGCAGUUGGUGGAACGAACGGAUACUUCCCUGAUGUUCCACCGGCGACCAACGGCAAUCGGGGUAAGCCGUGGGCAAACAACUCACCAAGUGCUGCCCGUGACUUCUGGAAUGGACGUAACUCUUGGCUUCCGACGUGGCGUAUGACGGACAACCGGGGCAAGGAUUCUUCGCUGCAGAUUGAUUACGUGCGCGUUUGGGCUCUGUAAUUUGUGGUUUUUUAUUUUACUGAAUUUUAAACUCAUUCAAAAUAAAUUUAUCGAAGUGUAAGGCAAUGAUAUACAUAGUAUAAACCUUGCAAGAAUAAUAUUAAUCAUCCGAAAUGAUAACUUGUUUAUGAGGGAGUUUAAAUAUCACUUCAGGAAUUUAAUUGAUUGCAAUAUUAAAGAGACGUUGUAUUCUACAUAGUAAUUUAGCACAAACUUGAUGCACAUGCAAUAUUCUUAGAAAUUCCAUACUAAAUUUCUUAUCAUUUGAUGUGCUACAGCUGCACCACGAUAGCGCUAAAAUUUGUUGACAUUCUGCUGUUAGGUUUGAUCGCAUUUACAAACCUUAGACCAUCCAAAAAUGUGACCCUGUAUCUUCAACCACCACCCAACAGUGCUUGCCAUUCACCUUUAAACGCCGGCAAGUGGAAUGAACUACUUUACACCCCAUACGGUAAGACGUGGACGAAAAGAGCGUGGUGUUAAAAAUACAUCAACCAUUCAAGACUGUGUGUGAGUAGCGUUGGAAAGCGAAGAAAAUGAUGAAAAUAUAACGUGAAAAAAACACAAACAGCCGGUAGGAAAAUUCGCUCGGCUUAGAACGAUGUUUUGUGUGCGUGAAGCAUUAGUGAAAAGUAGACUAAUCCACUCACAGUGGGUGAUAUUUUUGAGUUAAAAAAAAGUGUAAAAUGAUUAGAUUUAUAAGAAAAAUAAUUCGUUCAACAAUUGUCGAUUAACACAGAUAAAAAUACGAGCAACCCAACCGAAUUGUUUUCAAGGAUAAAUUAACAUAGACAAAAAAAAUACAAUUAUCAAACUUUUCAAUAAAACUGUUCCUAUUGUUUGAACACUGCUUUAGCAAACAUGCCAUUGAUAUUUAAUAAUAAUUCUUACAAAAAUUACAUAUUUUUAAAGAGCCAACAAAAAUGCGCUCAUUGUGCUGUAUGGCUCAUCGUGUGUGGUAGGGGGACAGACAUUUGUGCAG
Molecule: messenger RNA, 2226 nt
Organism: Anopheles funestus (African malaria mosquito)
Lineage: Eukaryota; Metazoa; Arthropoda; Insecta; Diptera; Culicidae
Product: beta-1,3-glucan-binding protein-like
Exons: 2
Coding region: 69-1244 (391 amino acids)
Biological process (GO): carbohydrate metabolic process
Molecular function (GO): hydrolase activity, hydrolyzing O-glycosyl compounds
Source: RefSeq, a predicted model, not a curated record